Messenger RNA from Cladophialophora yegresii CBS 114405, 918 nucleotides. RefSeq lists its product as uncharacterized. The record is from RefSeq and is a predicted model, not a curated record. The transcript is spliced from 3 exons. Lineage: Eukaryota; Fungi; Ascomycota; Eurotiomycetes; Chaetothyriales; Herpotrichiellaceae. Bases 1 to 918 code for a protein of 305 amino acids. Gene Ontology annotation, cellular component: fungal-type vacuole membrane.
AUGGCACUCCUCAUCGUGGUGACCAUCAUCGUCGUAUUCCCCAUCCCCUACGUCGCAUUUCCCAACACGGCACAAGACGCCAUCAACAACGCAGAAUUGAUGGUAACGAGUCAAUCGAUCUUGGUCCCGAGCAUGAAAAAUUUCCAGCUCGAACAGACCACAGUCUUCGUGACCAACAGCAGCGAAAGAGCGACCCUUGACCCCUGGGACGGCAGCCUCUGCCUGGCUCCGGACUGCCGAACCCCCUUCGUGAGGGUCCGUGUACCCGGAGCCCAAGCCGGGAGUGGUACGCAGAUCCAGAUUUCGAAUACCGCGGAGAUCAUUAACGUGACCGAAUUCAACAAGUACACGCGCAUGGCCCUCGGGAGGGACGAGUACAAUUUCUACCUCGUGGGAAAGGGGAUGCUGCAUAAGGGAGCGUGGCCCGCCACCACGGUGGCUUACAACAAGAAGAUUACGAUGAGAGGACUUCAACAUGACGUCCUUCCAAAUCAUCACUCCCCCCUUGGCAAACGGCACCAAGGCAAACGGACAAUCUCCAUCCCCAACCCCUCUGUCUCGCAGUUCGAGCUGGGCGAUCUCACCAUGAACAUGUCCGUGGACGGGAUGCCCGUUGGAACCGCGUCCUUGCCGAACGUGUUCAUAGCCGCGGGUAACAACUCGAUCCCCAUGACGGCGACGACCAACGUGAUGGCCGUGGCGGGGUUGGUUUCGGGCCCUUACAAAUCUGGUGUCCUCCCGGUUGACGUUGUCGUCACGUCAGUGAUCUACGAUGGGGAGCAUAUUCCGUGGUACGAGCAGGCGCUCGCGGCACUGUCCCUGAGGCUAGAUCUAGGUGUUAUUCCGGCGUUGCAGGAAUCAGGGUUGGCGGGAAUACCGGGGCUAGGGGCGGCUUUCGUAUGGGCCGACGUGACAUGA